Molecule: messenger RNA, 609 nt
Organism: Caenorhabditis remanei
Lineage: Eukaryota; Metazoa; Nematoda; Chromadorea; Rhabditida; Rhabditidae
Exons: 5
Coding region: 1-609 (202 amino acids)
Source: RefSeq, a predicted model, not a curated record
AUGCCGUCCGACGUGGCUUUCAGAGCCCGUAAUCCGGUAUGCUUGCCGAGAUCCAGAUCGGUCGAGCGAUUUGGAACUGUUGGAACUCUUACCAGAGUUACAUCCGUUCCAAAUCUCUCCACCUUCCGUGUUGGAUCAAACUAUCGUCCAUCGACUCUCCACAAGUACCGUAGAGACUACGACUCGUUGGAUGACGCAGCCAUCGAUCGUUACACCUUCUACACUCCAUUCUACUGGCAAACUUAUCGUUUUGCUGCUCGUCGUCAACUUUAUGUUGACCCAAUCCCACACAGCUUGGGACACGAGUACGCUCCAUUCUGGUCCAGAUACAAGUGGUACACUGAUUGGCUCAACCCAACUUACUGGAGACGUUACCGUGACCCGAACUACGACAGACCUCUCUGGAACAGCUGGAGACCAUGGCAAUACGAUACCAAAAACGUGAAGACUGCCAUCGACUUGUACAGAAACGGAUGCAUUGAUUUCAAGACUUUGGAUAAGAAAUGGAUCGAGCCAACUGCUUUGGGACGUCGUGGAAAGGAUUGGUCCGACGUUUACCUUCCAGCUGCUCGUUACGGAGCUCAUCGCUACUUCUACUCGUUCUCUUAA